AUGACGGACGUUUUAGCUCUCUCACUUUUCGCCGCGACUCCUGAGCAAGUCAUCGAGUCCCGUAAGCGCACGCAUAUGGAAUGGGCUCGCGGACUGAGCAUGGAGGAGUACCUCAAACGUGACGAAAUCAUGGACUUCCAGGAGCAUGCUGCGAAUGGCAAGCUUAUGACGUGGGUCCUGGCUUCCAGGAGUGACCCUACCACCCUGGACUUCAAGUGUAGCUGCGAGACGUACGCCUUCCUUCCGCUCGCAACGUACCGUCGUCCUGUGAUACUAGCCACGCCGACCUCCUCGAUCACAACCGAAGCCCUUGGCUAUGAGAUUGCCUCUGUCUACACGCCACCGCGAAACAGAGGCAAGGGCUAUGCCACACACAUGAUGCGCCUCCUGCAUUGGGUCUUGGCUCCUCGUUCGUUUUUGCCUGAGUUCCCAUCCCAAUGGGGUACAAUGCCUGAAUCACCCUUGCAGGACGCUCUCUUCAGCGUCUUGUACAGCGACGUCGGCAGAGAGUUCUAUUUCAGAGCUGGCCCCAGGCCAGGCCAGCCUGGUUGGUCGGUUUGCGGCGUGCUAAGCACGCACUGGGACGUUCCUCCGCAAUCUGACGCGUCCGUAGACCGGAACCAGUGGAGGUGGCUCAGCCGCUCUGACUGUAUCGACAUUUGGGAGCAAGACGCGGAAUUGAUGAAGUCCGACGCAGCAGCGCUUGCGCAGAAGCAACACAAGACCGUGUUCACCUUCCUGCCGGACAAUGGCAUUGGACAGUUCAGCAUGCACAGGCUCAUAACCAUUGACACGUGGCUUAGGCAUGUGUACCCGCCAGAGCCUUGGGGCGUGCAGCUAGUGUCUAGUAGGGGCCUCACGUUCGCGACAUGGACGUUUGAACCGGAGACAAGAGUUAUGGUGCUGACCCGUUUGCGCUCCACUGCAGAAGACUUCCCCGCGCUUCUGGAAGCGCUGCAGUUCAAAGCGCAGGAGAUCGGCUUGGACACAAUUGAGACCUGGAACAUCCCGGAGGACCUAAAGGGGGUCGGUGACCAAUUAGGAGCAAGGACACUUGAGAGAAGCGAACACUUGUCUGCGGCUAAAUGGUACGGGUCGGAGCCAGAGGAGCAAGUCGAGUGGGUUUUCAACGAGAAGUAG
Molecule: messenger RNA, 1140 nt
Organism: Phanerochaete carnosa HHB-10118-sp
Lineage: Eukaryota; Fungi; Basidiomycota; Agaricomycetes; Polyporales; Phanerochaetaceae
Exons: 3
Coding region: 1-1140 (379 amino acids)
Source: RefSeq, a predicted model, not a curated record